This is a messenger RNA of Fomitopsis serialis, 423 nucleotides long. RefSeq lists its product as uncharacterized. The record is from RefSeq and is a predicted model, not a curated record. The transcript is spliced from 3 exons. The coding region runs from base 1 to 423 and encodes 140 amino acids. NCBI's taxonomy places the organism in Eukaryota, Fungi, Basidiomycota, Agaricomycetes, Polyporales, Fomitopsidaceae.
AUGGCUGCAAACACCACUGGCACUCAUGCGAAUGACCUCAACGAGUCUCAAAGGUACGAACAUCCAUUCACGGAGCAAUAUGAGUGGGACAACGCCCGCCAUGAUCCGAACCUGAAGAAACACGUCCCGCGGACCCUCAUUGAAUAUCGCAUGUGCGCCCUCAGCGCAGCCAUCCGCGAUAAACCCGAUUGGCACAUCAAAUUCCGCGACGAGGCCAUUCGGGAGGAGUGGAAGAAGGAAAUCCGAGAGCAACAAGUGCAGAUGCACCCGAGCCUGCAACUGACCGAGAACAUGAUACGCAUGCUAUUGACUGCUACUAUCAACUAUAUCAUGGGUGAAUUGGAGGCGUAUGCCCCCGGGAGGGCCUCGUCGUCGACGAGCCCUGCGCAGACCUCCUCGUGGUCCGGGGGCGAUACAGCCUAG